Plasmodium knowlesi strain H is the source of this 4599-nucleotide messenger RNA. RefSeq names its product protein transport protein Sec24B, putative. Gene Ontology annotation, molecular function: SNARE binding; zinc ion binding. The record is from RefSeq and is a predicted model, not a curated record. Lineage: Eukaryota; Apicomplexa; Aconoidasida; Haemosporida; Plasmodiidae. Gene Ontology annotation, cellular component: COPII vesicle coat; endoplasmic reticulum exit site. The coding region runs from base 1 to 4599 and encodes 1532 amino acids. The transcript has 5 exons. Gene Ontology annotation, biological process: endoplasmic reticulum to Golgi vesicle-mediated transport; intracellular protein transport; COPII-coated vesicle cargo loading.
AUGAAUAAUCACAUAGGGGGAAAAGCAAGUGCAGAAGUGAGCUCAGGAAGGAAUAAUACCGGUGACAGUGGGGUACAUGGACGUAGCUUCAACCCUUCCCACUCUUCUGUUCAACCCCGUGGUGAUAAAAUUAACGAUAAAUUUAAAUUCUCAGGAGAAGUGGGAAAAUCAAAUCUGUUAGUAGACACAAAUGAAAAUCAAAUCAACACCAGGAGCAGUGACAACAACAGCUGCAAAAAUUCAAAUAUGAAUAGGGAUACAAAUAGUAGUUCAGAAAAUGUGGGAAAUGCUAAUGGGAAUAAUUAUCAUAACAGAGCUCAUGUAGGAAGGAUAUACAGUGGUAGACCAUGUGAACAGAGUAAUCAGCAGUCUAAUAUCCCUAAUGGGGAUCCAGUUAACCACCUAAGGAGUCAUCCGAAUUUAGGUGAACCAAGGGAAAGGGCGGAGGAUAAUCCCCCCCAUGCACAGAAUAAUCAUUCAGGAAGUACCAAUGGGAAUCACCAAAUGAUGGACAGCAAUAAAAACUGUCCAGUCAAUGUUUUAUAUAAUUACACCACCCCUAGUGGACAACACAACAGAAAUAGCAUUACUAGUGACAUUCCCACAGAUGUAUACAUCGAUAGUCAGCCGAACGAGGGCGACGUGUACAGGACAAACCCAUGGCAGAGUAAACAAGGGAAUAGUACAAGUUCCCCUGCAAAUGAGAAUAACGCCGUUACCGUUUCGUGUAGUAAUGAUCAACAACGAAGUGCAUCCAGUGCAGCAGAAUCGGUGUACGUCCACCAUGUGGUUUCUAACAUAGCUAGCCACACUCCAAAUGACAACAUUAUGCAUGCGACGAAUAACUCCUUAAAUAACACAAGUGAUGUGCAACGAAAUGCUAUACAGGUUAAUUUGGUGAGAGGUGCUCCAAAUGAUAAAAAUAGUUUUGAUAGACUCAAUGAAAAGACGUAUCAAAUAUAUGGGAGCUUCCACGACGGCUCCCCCAAUGCAGCGUCUGCUGGUGCACAAUUCAACAGCUUGGGUAACCAGGCGGGUAGCGGCCACAUUAAUCAGGUGCAUCAGGACGUUCGCGGCGCAUGGGCAGGGGGGCCGCAAAGUAAUGGUACGUAUAAUAGUGCUGCGUAUAGCAACGUUGGACAGAGCAACGUUGGACAGAGCAACGCCCAGUAUAGUAAUACCCCAUACAGUAACCCUCCAAAUAGCAACCCUCCAUAUAAUAACCCUCCAAACAGCAACACUCCAUACAGUAACCCCCCAAACAGCAACACUCCAUAUAGUAAUCCUCCAAAUAGCAACCCUCCAUAUAGUAACCUUCCAUAUAGUAAUACCUCGUAUAGUAACCCCUCCUAUAGUAAUGCCCCCCCUAGUAGCGCGACGGACCAUCACAGUGUGUACCAAACAGCGUACCAGCAUCGCGCCGUCAACCAACCCAGCGGUAAUCUGCCCACCGCUAACCAGUCGAGUGCGCAGAACUUUCAUGGAGCACACGGAAGCAGCGUUGGAAACCCCUUUGCCAGUAGACCAUUCGGGAGUGCGUCAUACAGAGGAAAUGCCGCCACCACUGCUGACCCAAACGUGAUCGAAAAACGGGAGGAUCACCCAGGUGGGGUGACGAACAGACAGAAGUACGAACAGUCAGAUGAGGAAUCCGUGGAAAGUUCGAGUUCCGAAAAUUCAAGUGAAAACGAAAAUGAGGUAACAGAUAAAGGAGAAGAAAUAUACACGCUGCUAAAAAAAACGAUAAACCGUAUAGAUAUGAACAAAAUACCAAGACCUAUAAUAAAUUACCAAGAGAGAAAAAAAAAAAAAAAUUUAAAAGUAUUCGAAACCUGUAAGUAUAUCUCCCCCCCCUCCUAUUAUCAACCCUACAUAUCCAUUGACACGGGAAAAGCAGAUCCGAGAUUUUUGAAAAGCACGUUGUAUCAGAUUCCCUUAUUCUCAGAGACGUUAAAGUUAUCACAGAUUCCUUUUGGAAUUAUUGUAAAUCCUUUUGCAUGUCUAAACGAAGGAGAAAAAAUAGACAAAGUCGAUAUGAAGGAUAUCAUAAACGAUAAAGAGGAAAAUAUAGAAAUUCUGAGAUGCCCUAAAUGUCUAGGUUACUUGCAUGCAACUAUAUUGGAAGAUAUUUCUAGCACAGUACAGUGUGUUUUCUGCGACACGAAUUUUUUGGUUAAUGAAAAUGUACUAUUUGAUAUAUACCAGUAUAAUGAAAAGAUAGGACAUAAGGAAAGUAAUCAGAAUGAGUACGGGAAUUCUCUUUCUCCUUUGCUAAAGGGGAGUGUCGAUAUUAUGAUUCCCCCCAUUUAUUACCAUAAUGUAAAUAACUUUAAAUUGACGUACACCUACCUCAAUAAAAAUAUUAACCAAACGGCGUCCAUGAUUACGAAUAAGAUUAUGUCUCUAACGAAGCAUAUUUCUAGUUCGCUCGUUGCGAAUGAUUCAAGAGGGGGUAAUAAAGCGACUACAGCUAGUGCUUUUGGUGAUUCUGGGGAUGCAAACUUCCUUGCAGGUGGUGGCUAUACAAAUUAUGGAGGGGCAGGAGGCUAUAACACGUAUGAUAAUCAUGAUGUGGUUAACAACCGAGUGGGUACUAACACAACGAAUCAUCUCUAUGGAAAGGACCAGGAUGUGCAAAAUUUCGACAACGUGACGGACAAUACGAAUUUUACAAUACAUGAUAUGAAAAAUUUGUUAUGUGAAAAAAAUGGAGAACCGGAUAGUGCCAAAAUUAGAAGAAAUUCCUUCUUGGCGAAAUAUCCUCAGGUAAAAAAUAUGUUGCCUCCCUACUUUGUCUUCGUUGUGGAAUGCUCUUACAAUGCCAUUUAUAACAACAUAACGUACACGAUUUUGGAGGGUAUUAGGUACGCGGUGCAGAAUGUGAAGUGUCCGCAGACGAAAAUUGCCAUCAUUACGUUCAAUAGUUCGAUUUAUUUUUACCACUGCAAGAGGGGUAAAGAGGAAGGAGAUGGUAGCGGCAAGAGUGGUAACCACCAGGUGAUCGUGAUGAGCGACGUGGACGACCCAUUUCUGCCCCUGCCGCUGGAGGACCUUUUUUUCGGGUGCGUCGAAGAGAUAGACAAAAUUAACACCCUCAUAGAUACGAUAAAAUCGGUGAGCACGACGAUGCAGUCAUACGGAUCCUGCGGCAACAGCGCACUGAAAAUUGCCAUGGAAAUGUUGAAGGAGAGAAACGGGGUGGGUAGCAUAUGCAUGUUCUACACUACGACACCCAAUUGCGGAUUAGGCGCUAUUAAGGAGUUGAAGAAGGACUUGCAAGAGAACUUCAUGGAAGUAAAGCAGAAAAUAUUUUACGAUUCGCUACUGCUGGACUUAUACGCAUUCAACAUCAGUGUAGACAUUUUUAUUAUCUCGUCAAAUAAUGUACGUGUGUGUGUUCCUUCUCUACAAUAUGUUGCGCAAAACACCGGGGGAAAAAUAUUAUUUGUAGAGAAUUUCUUAUGGCAAAAGGAUUACAAGGAGAUCUACAUGAAUAUAAUGGACACGUUAACAUCUGAAGACAUUGGAUAUUGUUGUGAGUUGAAGUUAAGAUAUUCACAUCACAUGUCGGUGAAGAAGUUGUUCUGUUGUAACAACAAUUUUAAUUCUAUCAUCAGCGUCGACACGAUUAAGAUCCCCAAGAUUCGUCAUGACCAGACGUUUGCUUUUUUACUGAACUAUUCGGAUAUAUCAGAGAGCAAAAAACAAAUUUAUUUCCAGUGCGCUUGUAUGUAUACCAACGUGUGGGGGGAUCGCUUUGUUCGUCUUCACACAACCCACAUGAAUUUGACUUCAUCGCUAAGUACAGUCUUUAGGUACACCGACGCGGAGGCCUUGAUGAACAUCCUCAUUAAGCAGCUCUGCACCAACAUCCUCCACAAUGAUAAUUACUCCAAGAUCAUCAUCGAUAAUUUGGCGGCCAUUUUGUUUUCCUACCGAAUAAAUUGUGCCUCGUCCGCACAUUCAGGUCAGUUGAUCCUCCCGGAUACGCUAAAGCUGCUUCCGCUCUUUACCUCCUCUCUUCUAAAACACAAUGUCACGAAGAAGGAAAUCUUACAUGACCUCAAGGUGUACAGCUUGAUAAAGCUCCUGUCCAUGCCGAUCAUAUCUUCCUUGUUAUACGUGUACCCAGUAAUGUAUGUAAUUCACAUAAAGGGUAAAACGAACGAGAUAGAUUCCAUGGAUGUAGACGAUGAUCUGUUUAUUCCAAAAACGAUACCGUCCAGUGCGGAGAAGAUUUACUCGAAUGGGAUUUACCUGCUCGAUGCAUGUACCCACUUUUACCUUUACUUCGGGUUUCACUCUGACGCAAAUUUCGCCAAGGAGAUUGUUGGAGAUACCCCGACGGAGAAAAACGCGCAUGAACUGAAUCUGACGGAUACCCCCAGCGGACAAAAAGUGCAGCGUAUAAUUAAGAACCUGAGCAGGAUUCACCACUUCAACAAAUAUGUCCCCCUGGUGAUGGUUGCCCCCAAAUCGAACCUGGAGGAACACCUCAUAUCUUUGUGCGUUGAAGACAAAGCCGACAAGGAAUAUAGCUACGUGAACUUCUUAUGUUUUAUUCACAAAUUGGUUCACAAAAGGAUUGAUGAAUCGUAA